Messenger RNA from Danio aesculapii, 2722 nucleotides. RefSeq names its product leucine-rich repeat LGI family, member 2b (gene lgi2b). The record is from RefSeq and is a predicted model, not a curated record. Lineage: Eukaryota; Metazoa; Chordata; Actinopteri; Cypriniformes; Danionidae. Bases 78 to 1715 code for a protein of 545 amino acids. Gene Ontology annotation, molecular function: protein binding. The transcript has 8 exons. Gene Ontology annotation, biological process: inhibitory synapse assembly.
CAGUCCUUGAUGCUGCAUUCAGUGCGCUGUGCGGGACAGAGGAGAGGAGCGCUGCUUUUACACUCCGCUUCAAAGCCAUGGAUCUAACUAACAGCAAAUUAUCCUCCGUCCGAAAGUGUCUUCUGCUAACUUUACUGUUCGUUAGUUCAUUUCAGCUGUGCCGAGCAAAGCGAGUUUUCAAAUGUCCUUCAGGAUGCACUUGUACGACAGAUUCAAUCAUUUGCAUCGGUUCUUCUCUCCUCCCGCGGACCAUCCCGAGUGACAUCAACUCUCUGAGUAUUGUUAAUUGCAGUUUCCCAGAAAUCAAUGAGGCAAUGUUCUCGCUCAUGCCCUCACUGCAGUUGCUCCUUCUUAGUUCUAAUUCAUUUUCUGAAAUAAAGGAGGAUGCGUUCUCAGGGCUUCCUCAUCUGGAGUAUUUAUUUAUUGAAGGUAACAAGAUUGAAGAAAUAAACAAGUAUGCCUUUAGAGGACUUCGGGAUGUUACACAUUUAUCAUUAGCAAACAACAAUUUAAAAUCAUUGCCCAGAGCUCUUUUUUCUGAGCUGCGCUCUUUGAUUGAACUAGACCUGCGAGGAAACAUGUUUCACUGUGACUGUGAGUCCAUGUGGCUGAUGCUGUGGUUGAAGCGAUCCAAUGCCACAAUCUCAGAUGUUUACUGUGCCAGCCCAUCGGCCAUGAAGGGUGUCCUAUUAAAGGAUGUCCCAGAAAAACACAGCAAGUGUGUCUCCACAGAUUUUGUUCAGCAUCAGAUAGUGAAUACUCAGUCAAUGUCAGCAGACAUCUUCACUCAUAAAGAUGAUAUAUAUGUGGCUAUGGCGGUUCCAAAUUCAGACAGCUGCAUCAUUAUGGAAUGGGAUCACAUCGAGACGAAAUUUAGGCCUUUUGAUGACAUCACAGGUCGGUCUGUUGUUGGGUGUCGAUCUGUUUUGAUCAAUGAGCAGGCGUUUGUCAUUGUCCUCCAGCUCUUCGAUGGCUCUCUUGUCUACAAAUAUGACCAAGCACAGAAUAAAUUCACCAAGUUUCAGGCAGUUGAAAUGCUGAAUGUGUCCAAGCCAAAUGACAUCGAAGUCUUCCAGAUUGGAGAUGACUGGUUUUUCCUUAUAGUGGACAGUUCCAAAGCUGGAAUGACCACUCUGUUUAAAUGGAACGAAACCGGGUUCUACCCGUACCAGUUCCUUCACGAGUGGUUUCGAGACACUGACGCAGAGUUUCUUGAUUUAGAUGGCAAAUCAGUCCUCAUACUGGUGAGCCGCUCACAGGUUCCUGUUAUUUACCAGUGGAACAAGAGCAGCCAGAAGUUCGUUCUCCUUGAUGAGAUAGCAAAUAUGGAGGACAUUGUCAGCGUGAAGGCCUUUAGGAUUAAUGGUGUUCUCCACCUUGCCCUCGCCUGCUACAUUGGCGACUCAAAAGUCAUGAAGUGGACUGGGAAACACUUUGAAGAAGUGCAGGGCUUCCCUUCACGCGGCGCCACAGUAUUACAGCCAGUCAAGUUCAAAGAGCAGCACUAUUUGAUUCUGAGCAGUGAUUAUUCUUUCUCCCAGAUCUUCAGGUGGGAUGAGGAGAACCAGAGUUUCAUCAAGUUCAGGGAUGUGUAUGUUCAGUGGCCACGCUCAUUCACAGCACUGUCCACAGACCAGCGGGAUUUUGUGCUGGCCACCAGCUUCAAAGGCAAAACCAAGGUGUUUGAACAUAUUUCAGUGGAUUAUAGCAAAUAAGGCAUAUGCUGUUACUUGUUUCAUUUGGUCAAAUGCUAAACAAAGAACACUGUAAAACCCAACAGUCAACUUUAUCUGAUGAAAUGAGUGUAGUUAACUCAAAAUUGACUGAAAGUUAAUUCUACUCAUUUGAAAAGAGUUUUGAACUCAGUGUUGAAGGUAAUGAGUUAAUGAAAGACUUCAUUACUUCAACUUAAACAGAGUAAGUUCACAGUACUCAUAUAGAUUAGUAUUUUAACUCAAAUGGUCGCAAUCGGUUUCCUUAAAUGGUUUGAGUUGCCUUAGCUUAUUAGGUUUUACAGUACUCAGUUGGUUUGAGUUCUUUUCAUUUAUUGGGUUUUACUGUGCUCAAAUUGCUUUGUUUACUCAAAUGGAUUAAGUCCACAGUACUCAUUAGGAUUAGUUUUUAAACUUAAAUGAUUUGUCGCAAUCGGUUUCUAAAUGGUUAGAGUUACCUUAACUUUUUGGGUUUUACAGUGAAUCUGUCCUUUAAUAUAACAAUACAUGUAACCUUUAUAUCUAUGAAUGUAAUGUUUUGUCAACAAAAAGGCCGAAACCUAGUGCACAUCACUAUCUUCUAUCUGUCUUGCAAAAGCUAUUUAUGCAACUUUUUCUAUUAAAGUAUAAAACACUAAUGCAUUGCAGCUUAAUUUAUCCAGAUGUCGACAAUACAGGACUGUUUGAUAUUAUCAGGGCCCUUUAAAUAGUUCCUUUGUGAUAUAUCAGGUUGAUCAAAGGUAGGGACUCAGGCUUUAAUCCAAGAAACUGUGGACUUAAGCUUGACAGCUUCAAGCUAAUUUAUUCUAAUGAGCUGGUUUGACUUUAUUCAAGCAUGCCACUGGUGCUGACUAGUGCUAUUAUUCAGUAGAGACCCUCAUUGUUAUUGCCUUUGACAAAUGAAAGCCUUAGAAAUGUUUUAUUUUAUUAUGAUUAUUUUUUACAGACGAUGAUUCUUUUGUCAGUUUAAUGGCUGAGCAAUAUACUGAAUGUACAAUUGAAAUUAUAUU